CAGUUGUUGCUAUGUCAGGCUGAACCUCAACAUCAGUUUUAUAGUUAUCCAUUAACAACCCUUUACAUAAUUUGAGUACAAACCAAAUGGGGCGAAUUGAAGUUAAUAUUGGAAAGCAGUCUCAAAGACUGAACUCUGUAUUUAAAAUACAGCAUUUUGUUUAAUUAUUAACAUAUUAACAAAAGGCGUUAUCGACAAUUGGUGCUUUUUGUACCAUGGUACAAGGAGGACACUGCAAUCUAAAUGACAUGCUCCAGGCCCAUAGUGCAAUUUCUAAAUAUCGGUGAAUCUCUGUAAUCAUCUGGAGGAUUUUUGGCUCUGUUUUGGGUGAAAAACUGUUUGUAAAUUGCCGUACUUGUUCAACUAAACAAAAUGGCAACGUCAAUUUCACAACUGGUGUUGAUAUUUCUUGUAGCAAGUAUAACGUCAGUUUAUGGCUAUAAGGAUGGGGAUGUAAAGUUCCUUAAAGAUGACGGCAGUAAGUUAAACUCCGAAUAUGAAGGGGUGGUUCAGAUGUACAGGGAUGGUACGUGGGGAGGCGUUUGCUACGAUGGUACCAUCCCCGAGUUUACAGCCAAGUACAUCUGCAGGGCGUUGGGCUUCGAAUUUGUCACCAGAUGGGUGAAUGCGAGGGACGCUUUCCCCAAAAACGACAACAACGAGGUGACUGUAAACCAUAUUGACUGCAGUGGAGCUGCAGACUUGAGUGGCUGCACGAAAGACUGGAGCGAUGACAGGCCCACUUGUGAAAUUACUAAUCUCCUUGCACUGGCAUGCAGCCCUCGGACAGAUUAUGCCGUCCGUUUAAUGGGAGGUUCCACCUGGUACGAGGGGCGUGUCGAGGUGUACCAUGAAGGCUCAGGCUCUGGGCAUCAUCACUGGGGGUUGGUCUGCGACGAUUACUGGGGAAAAAGUGAUGCUAAAGUGGUAUGCCGCCAGUUGGGGUACGGAGAUCCUGACAAGGCCCGUUACACAGACGGAGACAAGUACAAGUCAGGAUCAUCCGGCAUGCCUACCCUGCUUGACAAUGUGCAUUGCUCAGGGUCAGAGAAAUCCCUUGCCUACUGCGCUGGCAACAACUGGCACAGCGAAAACUGCUUCUUCAACACAGAACUUGCUGCUGUCAUAUGUGAAACCGCAAGUAAAACAGGAGUACUGAGCACCGCAGCCAUUGCAGGCAUUGUGAUUGGCAGCCUGGUCAUCCUGGGCUUCAUAGUAGUCCUCUUCUGCAUUUACUACAGACAGAGCAAGAUGAGGAAGCGCAAUAGCAGACAAGCCGCCGUCGGCAACACGGGUGUAGGUCACGGUGGCGUCACUUAUGUCAACCAGGGCGGGAUGGGCGCGGGGGGCGUGACUUUCAUCACUCCUGGCCAGGGGCAGCAGCAGGUGCAGUACGUCAUGCCGGGGGCAGCACCCGCCUUUAACCCGCCCCCGUAUUCCCCACCCGGGGCGGCCUAUGGGGGCGAUGGUGGUAACAAGCACGACAGUGCAAAUCCAGGCCCAACUGAUGACUAAAGUACUAAUAUACGACUCAGCUACAGCUAGCAAUUACACAUGUACUUAUGGGCAAAACUAAAGCCACUUGCCCCAUGUGUUACUGCUGGCUGCAGUUCUAGGUUUUUAGGAUGUGCCUAUGGCUAUAUACUACAUCAACAUCACUUAGUCACUUGAUGCAGUUUGAAUAAAAGGCACCACAACAAUUUUUUUGGAACUCAGAAUUUAAAAGAAU
Patiria miniata (bat star) is the source of this 1729-nucleotide messenger RNA. RefSeq names its product neurotrypsin-like. The record is from RefSeq and is a predicted model, not a curated record. Lineage: Eukaryota; Metazoa; Echinodermata; Asteroidea; Valvatida; Asterinidae. The transcript has 5 exons. Gene Ontology annotation, cellular component: membrane. The coding region runs from base 373 to 1515 and encodes 380 amino acids.